Piliocolobus tephrosceles (Ugandan red Colobus) is the source of this 434-nucleotide messenger RNA. It is a transcript of the gene NICOL1, whose product is annotated as NELL2 interacting cell ontogeny regulator 1. Lineage: Eukaryota; Metazoa; Chordata; Mammalia; Primates; Cercopithecidae. The record is from RefSeq and is a predicted model, not a curated record.
AUGCGCGGUGCGCGCCGGACGCGGAACGUCUGCCGGUGUGCCCGCGCUGCUGGUCCCGGGGUCCCUGAACCGCGGGCGGCCCCGCUCCCUCCGCUGGCCAUGGCCCCCCCGGCCGCGUGCCGGUCCCCGAUGUCACCGCCGCCGCCGCCGCUGCUGCUGCUGCUGCUGCUGAGUCUGGCCCUGCUGGGCGCCCGGGCCCGCGCCGAGCCCGCCGGGAGCGCUGUCCCCGCGCAGAGCCGCCCAUGCGUGGACUGCCACGCCUUCGAGUUCAUGCAGCGCGCCCUGCAGGACCUGCGGAAGACAGCCUGCAGCCUGGACGCUCGGACGGAGACCCUACUGCUGCAGGCAGAACGCCGUGCCCUGUGUGCCUGCUGGCCGGCGGGGCGCUGAGGACCACGCUGCUCCAUGUCAAUAAAUGCCCAGUGGCACACCUG